This is a messenger RNA of Nylanderia fulva, 1799 nucleotides long. RefSeq lists its product as uncharacterized. NCBI's taxonomy places the organism in Eukaryota, Metazoa, Arthropoda, Insecta, Hymenoptera, Formicidae. The record is from RefSeq and is a predicted model, not a curated record. Gene Ontology annotation, cellular component: nucleus.
UUAAUUAUAUUUCGCAAUAUGAUGCAGAGAUAUCAUUCACGACCCGUAUUAUUGUUAUAAAAAUGGUAGACUCUGAUCAUGAGGAAGAAGACAUCGAAAUCGAUAAGUUGGAGUUAUCUUCAGAUUCUACAGAUAUUAUAACAACAAAGAAAAGACCACGAAUGGAAGAUUCUGAAGAUGAAACAAAAAAUUUACCUAAAAAAAAGCAAAAUUUUUUCAAUGAAGGGUCAGAAAUAUUAAAAAAAGAUAAAACUGAAACAGUUUCAGAUAAAAAUGGUACAGAUCAAUAUAAUAUAAAAGAGGAAAAGGAUGCAGUAUAUAAAGAAAGUGAGCAAAAGAUACAUGAGAAUUCUCUGUCUGAAUCAAACACUGAUAAAGAAGAUGAAAAAGAUAAAGAAGAACAAGAUCAUAAACCAAACAAACAGGAGAAUGGGAAUGAGAGUCUUUUAGACAAAGAUAAUUCCAUUGUGGAUGAAAAUUCUUUCAAAAUAAAUAAAGAGAAAACAGAUAUAAAAAAGGAAGAAGAAGGAAGUGACGAAGACAAAGAAAAAGAAGAAAGUAAAAAAAAAGGACGCGUUAUAAAAAAUCGAACUGUGGAUACAGAAGUCGUAGAUGGAUUGGAGCUUUCAGUGGAAUGCGCAAGUGAGAAAGAAGAAUCAAGUUCUGAAAGUGAAGAUGAGAAAGAAAUAAAGCUGCGUCCAAAGACGGAAAUUGUACUCGAUCUAAAUGAGUCAGAUUGUAGAGACAGUUUGUCAGAGGCAGAAAAAUCUGAUUCACAAAAAACCACUGACACAUUGGAGAUUAAAUCAGAGAAGACAAAGAAAAAAAGGACGCGAACAAGUUUCAGUAAACAGAAGGCUUCUGAAUCUGAGGACAGUCUGAAUAAUAAUUCAGAUGAAGAUUAUAGUCCACGGACUAAAAAAAAAAUGAAAAAACUUCAAAUGACUAGCAAAGCAAAACGUUCUAUGGAGCCAAAAAGAGGACGAGGUGUAAAGAAAUCUUAUAAGAAGAAUACUGAAGAUAUAUCUGAUGAUGAAAGUGCGGAUUCAACAGAGGAAACUAAUAAAACAAAAACUAAAGACAACAUGAAAGAAGAAUUAUCAGAAAAGGAGUCUUCAGCAAGUAAAAGUAAUAAUAAUUCAGCAAGUGAAAGUAAUAAUUCUGAAGAUGAAGAAGAUAUGAAGAAUAGAAGAACAAGACGUAGGAAUGCUGAUCCGGAAAAUAAUAGGCAAAUACAGACAUUGAAAAAAUAUAUAAAAACAGCUGGUAUAAGAGUAAAAUGUUUUAAUGACCUUUGGGCUGGUUGUAAGAGUAAUUCUGCAAAAAUUAAGCGCCUAAAAGAAUUGUUAGAAAGAAAUGGUAUUAGUGGAAGACCAACAUUGGAAAAAUGUAAACGAGUGAAAAAGAACGAAAGAAUGCGAGAAGCAUCCGAAUUAGAUGUAUCCAAUAUUAUAUCUGAAGGACGUGUUACGCGCGCAAGAAGAAAUAUCGUAAAAUCAACAUCUCCAGAUACACCGCAACGAUAUCGAGAAACUCACAAACGUAUUCAUAGCAUCGUGGAUAGUGAUUCAGAAUAGAGCACAGCAGGUUGGGAAGUGAGUUAUGAUUGUUAAAUCAUGUAAAUAUAUCUAAUUAUGUGCGCAUGUUAGUAUAGGACAUGCGUACAUAUAAUAUACAUAUAAUAUUUUUCUAAUAUUCAUAUAUUUUUGCAUAUCAUAAUUAUCAUUACUUAUAGUGUCUUUCUUGUCCUAUUUUUUUCAAUGAAUUAUGUAAUUAUUAAUGAUAUUAAAUUGUGUGAA